Hippocampus comes (tiger tail seahorse) is the source of this 2687-nucleotide messenger RNA. RefSeq names its product 5-hydroxytryptamine (serotonin) receptor 1B (gene htr1b). The transcript has a single exon. Gene Ontology annotation, molecular function: G protein-coupled serotonin receptor activity. Gene Ontology annotation, biological process: adenylate cyclase-activating adrenergic receptor signaling pathway; positive regulation of MAPK cascade. Gene Ontology annotation, cellular component: plasma membrane. The record is from RefSeq and is a predicted model, not a curated record. NCBI's taxonomy places the organism in Eukaryota, Metazoa, Chordata, Actinopteri, Syngnathiformes, Syngnathidae. Bases 437 to 1585 code for a protein of 382 amino acids.
CUACUAAAGUUUUUAGUAAAAUGUGCGUAUACCUUAUCCGUGUGAUGGGCAUCAAUGACAGAGGAUCCACGGGCACUAUGACCCAGCAAACAGUCUGGCCCUUCAUGGAGACAUCAGUUGAUGUCACAGACUGUAUAAAAAGCUGCACUUUGAGACUCAGCUCGUCAGUCACCCUCUGCAAGGGGCCAAGGAGCAGCGCGUCUGGAAAACUUUUCACCUUCCAUGCGGAUUAUGUCCCUCACGCGUUGGAACGGCAGCACAUCAUCACUGUGCAUUGUCACGAUGAAGAGUGGUCAACUUAUUUCCCCGCGAGGAGUGGAUUACAAGUGAAAAGAAUCAUUCGUGCCAUGGCGUUACGGAGGCGACUUUCUUCGCAUUUAACCCCUGAAGUGUGAGACGAUGGACAGAAUAUGAGCCAAGAGUGACUCGAGAAGUGAUGGAGGGCGUCGGUCAAGUGGAGCCCACCCAGCUGCCGGUGAACACCUCCAACAUCAGCCAGCCAGAGGAUGCGUCCGAGGCGGAGUGGAGCGCGCACAGUCUCGCCUAUCAGAUCAGCCUGGCGUCGCUCCUUUCCGCCAUCACGCUGGCCACCAGCCUGUCCAACGCCUUCGUCAUCGCCACCAUUUCCCAGUCCAAGAAGCUCCAGACGCCCGCCAACUUCCUCAUCGCCUCGUUGGCCGUCACCGACCUGCUGGUGUCCAUCCUUGUCAUGCCCGUGUGCGUCCUCUACACGGUCAUCCACGAGUGGACACUAGGCCAGGUGGUGUGCGACGUGUGGCUGUCGUCGGACAUCACCUGCUGCACGGCGUCCAUCCUCCACCUGUGCGUCAUCGCCCUGGACCGUUACUGGGCCAUCACGGAUGCGGUGGAGUACUCCAAAAAGCGCACGCCGGGGCGCGCGGCCGGCAUGGUGGCCACCGCCUGGGUGAUCGCCAUCUCCAUCUCGCUGCCGCCGCUCUUCUGGAGGCAAGUCAAAGCGGACGAGUUGACGAGCUGCAGCGUCAACACGGACCACAUCUUCUACACUAUUUACUCCACUUUCGGCGCCUUUUACGUCCCCACCCUGCUGCUCAUCGUCCUCUACGGGCGCAUUUACGUGGAGGCGCGCAAACGCAUCCUCAAGCAAUCCCCCAAGAAAAAGAAAAAGGCGGCGGGCAAGAGGCUGACCUCGGCGUACUUGGUAACGGGCUCCCCGGGCUCCAACGCCUCCACCAGCCCCUUGCAGGGCGGCAGGCACGACGCGCCGUCCAGCGACACCAACUCGUCCACCAGCGAUAACCAGGUGAAGGUGACUCUGUCGGACGCGGCUCUGGAGAAAAAGCGCAUCUCGGCGGCUAGAGAGAGGAAGGCCACCAAGACGCUCGGCAUCAUUCUGGGCGCGUACAUCGUGUGCUGGCUGCCUUUCUUCAUCUACACGCUGGUGGUGGCGACAUGCGACGCCUGCGUCGUCCCCGAGCUCUUUGACUUCUUCACCUGGCUAGGCUACCUGAACUCGCUCAUCAACCCCAUCAUUUACACCAUGUCCAAUGAGGACUUCAAGAAAGCUUUCCACAAACUUGUGCGCUUCAGAUGCUGCAGAGGGUGAUCCUUUUGAAUGAUUUUUCAUUAUUACGAAUGUGAAUACGCAGAUGCCAUAAAUUGCAGUCCAAAGCCAUGGCGUGUGUGUGUGUGUGUGUGUGUGUGGGGGGGGGGGGAAUCCACGGAUUACUUUAUUGCGUUGAAUAUGACAUUGAUGGGGUAACGUACAGGGGAAAAUAGAUUUAAUCAUCAUACAAAACGUGAAAUAAAAUCUAUGUACAUUCAUUGCAGGGUGACUUGUUAUCUAAAAAAAUAGACCCAAAAACAUGCACAAUCUAAUUGAUCUGUAUUAAAAAAAUAUGCCUUAACAAAGACAAUGCUCACUUUUAUUAGAUUGAAUUAAAAAUAUGUAUAUUAUUUAAUGUAAUUUAUUUUUUCCACAUUUAUUAUUUGAUUUUUAAAAAUAUGUGAAAUGUAUUAUUUAUUUAUUUUAGCCUUUUUAAUCCCUUAAAGGGAAAUUCUAUUUCCACUCUAUAUGAAAUAAUAAUUGCAUAUCACCGAGGAAUGCAGUCCAAAUAUUAGAAACACAUCCACAACCACCAGUAAUGCACAUAUGAGUCCAAAGAGUUGUCUCUUAUUUUUUAUUUUAAAUUAUGAGUGUCCCUCCACUAUUGGAAAGUUAAAUCAGGCGUGAGAAAUUUUGGACUCGUGGGCCUGACGCGGCCGGCUAGAGCACUCCAUCCGAUCUGCGAUGUGAUUUUCAAGAAGAAAUAAAACCUCAAAGGAACUGUUGAUCACAUUUGACCCCUAAAUGUUCAAAAUACAAAAUAAUAAACAUUUGUUGGACCGUCUUUCAAACUUCAUUGUCAUUGAAUUGGUCCACUGGGGAGGAGGUUCUCCACCCAUGUAUUUGAUAGUGCGGUGUAUCCUCAUCGUAAACCUGUCUCAAACUUUGCACAGUUGUGAAUCAGAUAUGUGUAUGUGUGCGUAUUUUCAGAUCACUUUUGAUAUCAUGCUUCUAAUGUCUUCAAAUGUCACACAGAUAAGCUGUGUGGGCUGCUAUCGUGUGUGUCUGCAAUGUGAUGUUUGACCUCCACAAACAUACACACACGAGGAUUCAUCUCUUUCCUCUCAGAGAUGCCGUGCAAUAAAGACAAGUAUUUCAAGAA